ACACGCAGCUAUCAAAAGAAUUCCUGAGAUCCAGGGAGCACAACGACCAACACAAAAGGCGGAGAUCCGUCGCAUAUAUCUUGUUUCAAAGGUCAAAUAGUGUCUUUCUCUAGUUUUAUUUUUAUCCCGCUCACUUAAUAGUGCUUUAAGAGGAGUUAGUGAGUAAAGGCUUUGUAUGGCUUUGAUCGAUAUGGAUGAGUGAACAUGCAUGGGCAUUUUAUACCGUGGUAUAAAGAAUACCUUGUGUUACACCUGACCUUACUAUAUGAUGGGGGCCUAAAGCUAUCCUUAAUUUAAACACCUCUGCCAACCCAUGUUAAUAAAACCCUGUAUCCGACUUUGUUAAUAUAUUUCUAUUUCAUGGUAUAUAAAGUGCAAUAUUAGCCGCGCCAUGGCUAGCUCAGCAUGUGGAUCUGAUGGCCGUGCUGGGUGGUUUGCUGUGCUGGCUAUGUGGACCAGGCUUUUCAUCUGGUCUGCAGUCUUUAAAACCAUCGGCAUGAUGCUUCCCUUGUUACAAGACCAGUUUAAUACCACCACGGGGAUCUUGGGCUGGAUAACGUCCACCAUAGGCACCACCACUGGAUUAUUUGCAAUCACCUCGAGGCUGAUGGGUAGAUGGUUCGGUCCCGGCUACGUCAUCAUGACGUGUGGUACAAUGAUUGGUGUUUCGGUCAUCAUGGCGUCUUUUGCCACCUCGCCUAUUCACCUAGCAUGCGUGUUCAUUCUACUCACGGGUACGGGGUUCGGGAUUUCUGGUGUGCUUAUAAAAGAGGCCAUCGCCCGCCGCUUCACCACGAACUACGCCACGGCCACUGGCAUUGCACGUACAGGUGAUUCCAUCGGGCUGUUUGUGUGUGCACCCAUCGUCCAGGUAUUCAUCGAUACGUAUGGAUGGAGAGGAGCCAUGCUACUGGUGGGUGCCAUCUCUAUGCAUCUUGUGGUGUGUGGCGCCCUCGUGCUGCGAGCAGGAGCACCUUCAGCAAGCAGAUACCAAAAGCUUCCAGCAGACGAUGGAAUAUCAAAACAUCCAAGUCAACUUCCCUCUCGCUGUACCUCAUUUUAUAAGAACCUGUUCGAGAUCUUCGAUAUUCGACUUCUCUCUGAUUUCCGUUACUGGUCGGUGGCCAUCAUAGCCUGCUGCUCAAAGUUUGCUUUCCACAUGUGGCACAUUUACUUCGUUUCACAAGCGAAGUCAAAUGGAUUUUCCUUACAAGAGGCGGCAACAUUUGUAACAGUUGGAGGCGUUGGAGGUUUAAUAGCAAAACUGGUUCAGGGAUUCUUUCUUGACCGCGGAGUGAUAUCAAGUUUCCAUCUGACGGCCACCGCUGUAGCGGUUUGUUCGGUGUCGUACUGCGCAACUCCCUGGCUGACGUCAUAUUGGCCAAUGAUGACGUCAUCACUCCUGAUCUUGACAAGCUCUGGCGCCCUCAGCUGUCUUCACGACGUUCUCAGUAAGCAGGUACUCGGUGUGGAUUUACUAGUCGGAACUUUUGGUUGGAUAUAUUUUACUGCGGCCAUCUUGGAAUUCUCUCUUGGCUUUUUACCUGGUUGGCUGUUCGACACCACAGGCAGUUACACCACAGCGUUUGUUUUCAUAGGCUCCUUGCAAUUCCUUCCGAUGUUUCCUCUUCUCAUUCUCAGGUAUUAUCGAUGUUUUGAAAGAGACGCACAGGAGGAGUUAACAUGAAGCCCCAAGUAAAUGUUGUAUUUGUUUUUGCUAAGGGAAUACAUUUCGUCAGUUACUUUCUGGAUACAGCUGCAAAUGGUUUAUUAUUAUUGCAUUGCAUUAAAUUAAUUUAAUACCGAACCAAAUAAUAUUGGCAUUAGGCUAAAGAUGAUAGACGCCUUUCAGUUUGAUCAUCUUUACCGAUGUGCAUUUGUUGCACGAAAUGUAUAUGUUAAAGGAAUUUUGAAUUACAGAUAGUGUUACUUCACUUGUUUGGUAACAUUUUCAACCAACAAAUUAUCAUCAGGAAGUUUGUUAUUUUCUUAAUUAAUGGCUCAGUUAUCAUACCAAAUUGUUCCGUCUGCAAUGCUGGAAUGUUGAAUAAAACACGGGUAGCUUGCAAAAUGUAAUACAAAUCUGGAGUAUAUUGGCUGCAUAGAAUUCUACCCGAAUACUUAUCUCUGAACUAAACAAAAAGUAUUGGAGGUUAAGAGAAGAAAGUAAAACUGAUUGUUUUAAUCGGUACCAUAUUUCAUGUCUCUGUUUAGCAUGGGAAAAAAAUCUGCUCUAAAAAUUAUCAUUCUGUACAGCGCUAAUUAACACAACGUC
Messenger RNA from Patiria miniata (bat star), 2275 nucleotides. RefSeq names its product monocarboxylate transporter 12-like. The coding region runs from base 392 to 1687 and encodes 431 amino acids. Gene Ontology annotation, molecular function: monocarboxylic acid transmembrane transporter activity. Lineage: Eukaryota; Metazoa; Echinodermata; Asteroidea; Valvatida; Asterinidae. The transcript has 4 exons. The record is from RefSeq and is a predicted model, not a curated record. Gene Ontology annotation, biological process: monocarboxylic acid transport; transmembrane transport.